CAGCUGAUAUUCGCUGUGAGCGGAAGUAGAAAGUGACAGGCUGACUGGGCUUUAGGUUUGGUUAGCCUAGCUGCUCGUCCGUGUCUCCAAAGCAGAAACACAGAACUCAGCUUGCAAUGAUGCUUUGGUUUCAGGGCUCAAUUCCUGAUGCCAUUAAAUCGGCUAAACAACGGAGUUUGGUCUUUGUCGUUGUCAUCACAGGAGAAGAUGAACAGUCUGCACAGCUGAUGUCCAGCUGGGAGGAUGACAGGGUCUCAGAGGCAGCCCAGAAAUGUUGCGUGGCCAUCAAAGUGGAGGCCAAGAGUGACACGUGUGCACAGUUCUCCCAGAUUUAUCCAGUGGUGUGCAUACCAUCGAGCUUCUUCAUUGGAGAGAACGGGAUUCCUUUGGAGGUCAUCGCUGGAAGUGUGUCUGCUGAAGAACUGAUAAAGAGAAUCAACAGAGUUGAUCAGAUGCACACUCAGGAGAGUGGAAGUGGGACAGUGUCAUCAGAGGCAGAUGAUCCUGUAGCGACCGGCUCAGCCACAGAACCUGCCUCAGCUUCAGCAGUGCCUCUAUCGUCUACAGUAACCACAGAGCCUGUAGCAGCACCAGAAGCGGCAAGAGUGUCUCUCUCAAGUCCAGAGAAUGCAUCUUUAGAUCAUCCGACUCAGGGUGAAGAAAACUUGGAUGCUAAGGUGGAACGAUUGACCAAGAAGCUGGAGGAGAGACGAGAGCAAAGAAAAAAAGGAGAAGAAGAGAAUGAAAUCAGAAAGGAAAUGGAGAGACGGAAAGUGGGGAAAGACAUGCAGGACUUCAAGAGGAAACAAGAAGAGGAGAAAACCAAGCGACUCUUAGAGGAAAGAAACAGAGAGAAGGCAGAGGAGAAGGCUGCCAGGGAACGGGUCAAACAGCAAAUUGCUAUGGACCGAGCUGACAGAGCAGCCCGCUACACCAAAACACGAGAGGAUGAAAAGGCUGCUAAGCUGGCGCUGCUGCAGGCCAGGCAGGCAGAAGAGGAGGCCAGGAAGGAGGCAUUAGUUAGGGAGAGGAGUACCAUAGCAAGGAUCCAGUUCCGCCUCCCAGACGGCUCCUCCUUCACCAACCAGUUCCCCUCACAGAGUAGACUGCAGGAGGCUCGAAACUUCGCUGCUCAGGAAGUUGGGAACCGCUAUGGAAACUUUUCCCUUGCAACCAUGUUCCCUCGGCGCGAGUUCACCAGUGAAGACCUAAACAAGACUCUGCUAGAACUGGACCUGGCUCCAAGUGCUUCUGUUGUUCUUUUGCCACAAUCAGGCAGGCCUGCAAACACAGUGGUCCAGUCCUCUGGUGGUGGCAUUUGGGCAGUUCUGGGUACACUCCUCUACCCUCUGCUGGCUGUAUGGAGAUUUCUCAGUUCCUUUGUGUUUGCAACACCACCCCCCUCUGCUGCAGCAUCUGUCCAGCCCAGGGGUCCCGCUCAGCAGUCCAGCUCUUACAACAGCUCAUCAGCCUCAAACAAGGCAAAGAGGGGAAAUCUCUCCAAACACACGUUGGAGAACCGUCCCAAGGAAUUCAAGAAAGAUGGUAAAGUCUGUAGGCUCAGGACUCAGGAGGACAGUGAGGAUGACAACAACACUUGGAAUGGAAACUCCACCCAGCAGAUGUAGUGCAUUCAGUAACAGCAGCGUCUCCUUCCUCUCACUCUGUUGCUGUGAAUUAGUUCAGUCUGACCAGUUCCAGAUUUCUGCUGCACGUAGAGCUGAUCUAUUUUUCGUUUUCCCUUACUGUGUUCCAGCCCUAUGCUCUGCACCGUGGGUAGCUUGGUUAUAAUAAUCCACAGAGCCUCCUUUGGGCUUAAUCUCAGUGCUUUGUGUUAAUUUUGACAUGAUUCUGACACUUAAUUAGGCUCCGAUUUUAGCAGGUUGAAACCCCUGCGACCAUGAAAGACUACACCAGCACCUCCUCUUUCAGUUACAGCUCCUAUGUGAUUACUGUUAAGUACAUGAGACGGUUAAACCAAACUGACUUUGUGGAGAAAAUGACAGGAAAGAGUUGACCUACAGGUCUUGUAAUCUGAGUCCAGCUUUAUGUUUUGGAGUCACUGCGUUUUGAAAAGCGCGCACUGGUAUGUCUGCUGCUGCAGUCAGAGUUCUACCAAGUGAGACGCAGCACACCUUCACAGGACUGUUGGGAUUAGUUGACAGUGGGUGACUGUUGUAGUUCUUCUAAUUCAACAUUAAAAAUCAAAGCAGCUUG
Molecule: messenger RNA, 2217 nt
Organism: Pelmatolapia mariae (spotted tilapia)
Lineage: Eukaryota; Metazoa; Chordata; Actinopteri; Cichliformes; Cichlidae
Gene: ubxn4
Product: UBX domain protein 4
Exons: 13
Coding region: 117-1628 (503 amino acids)
Cellular component (GO): endoplasmic reticulum
Molecular function (GO): protein binding
Source: RefSeq, a predicted model, not a curated record